AUGGCCCAGCGACAUCUCCAUGCACCCUGUCUUGUAAGGAACUACUGUACGCUUGUUUCCUCCUUGUUUUCCCUCUUACUUCCCGCUCCGCUCUACUUCCAGCUCAAACAUCAUCCAAACACGUCGAUCACGACGUUGACGGCAGGAACUAGUAUGUCUUUCCCUUCAGGACCCGAAUCCUCACCGGCCGCAGAAUCGAUGCCCUUUGACAAGAUUGGCGCCGGCAGCUGCGGCGUGGUCUUUCGCGUUGGCGACAGCUCGAAGAUUGUCAAGGUGGCCAAGGACACGGGCUCCUCUGCCCUGCGACGGGACUUGAGAGUCCACAUGGCGACAUACUACCAGAUCAGGCGGUAUUGCGUCGACGAUGUCGAGGUGCCUCAGCCCAUUGCAUACUUUCCGUUGGGGUGCAGAGAGCAUACCAUAUUCAAUACUUGGUAUCCUCGGUUUGCAGCCGCCAUGGAACGCGAAGGGUUUCUCUCCGCUGCGCAGUUUUCCGUCGCAGAGCACAUCUCGCCUCCACCAGAGCGGUUUCUCGAGCUUCUCAUCAAGAAUCUCUGCCCAAAGAAGUUCCAGGCGAGGGCACGGAGGUCUCUCCUCGACAGGGACUGCCUCGUACGUGUCUUCCUGGGAAAGGUUGCCCACCGCGGUGAAGGCGGCCAGACUUUCCCACUGCCAGACAUUGCGCUUCAUCUUGAAGAGCUUGUCGAGAUUGGGAUCAGUGUCGAAGAUGUUGCUCGGGGCAUGGGCCGCACCAUGGCGGUGAUGCAUUGGGCGGUUCGGCACGAUGGGGGCGGCGUCAAGUUUGUUUUGGGCGGCAAGAGGGUGCGUCAAGAUGUGCCAGGCUUGGAUCACUACGGCUCUGAUGCCGAGGACGGCACCUACAUCGGCCCUGAUGUGGUGCCCUUUGAGGGAGUAGGAGUCUGUUACACUCAUAAGACAUGGCUCUUCCUCCUCGACUUCGAUCAGGCCAAGCCGAUGAGUAUGGAUGAGGCGGGCGUUCAGCAGGCGGUCGGGGCCAUGGAAGCGAAUGCUUCAUAUUUUCCCAGGCCGGGCGGGAGGACGGAACACCAGUGCAGGGCAUGGAAGGCAUUCGCGGAGGCUUACAUGGUGGAAUCUGCCGAGGUAAUCAACAAGGAGAGGCUUGAGAGCGACGUUUCGCGGCUCCCUCGCCUGUUUAUCCGCGCUUUGGUCGACAUGACGGAGGAUGAGGUGUCAGAGUGAUGCGAGUGCUAGUUGGGUAUCGCCUCGGUAGAGGUUUAUGUUUCAUUGACGCUCGUGCCUGCCGUGCGUCUCGCGUGUCUCGUCUCUUCUUGGCCGUGCUUGUCGUGUCGCUACACACAUGGAAGUUUGGAGUGGUG
Molecule: messenger RNA, 1358 nt
Organism: Purpureocillium takamizusanense
Lineage: Eukaryota; Fungi; Ascomycota; Sordariomycetes; Hypocreales; Ophiocordycipitaceae
Exons: 1
Coding region: 1-1221 (406 amino acids)
Source: RefSeq, a predicted model, not a curated record